AUGGCGUUUUCCGGGAAAGUGUGUCUUGUCACCGGCGCAGCAGGCGGGCUGGGCAAAGCCAUCGCAGCGGCUUUCCUGCGAGCAGGGGCGUCGGUGUCGAUUUGCGACCGCAAUGCAGAGCGACUCGCGCAAGCGACGCAAGAACUGACGACUGUCGCGGCGCACCCCGAUCGGCUGCUGGCGACGGUGGCGGACAUCACAGACGAAGCGGCGAUCGAGCAAGUGCACCAGAAGACGGUGGCUACGUUUGCGCGACUGGAUGUGCUCGUCAACAAUGCGGGCAUCGUUGACCGCAUGGAUCCCGUGGGCACGCUGGAACGAGACUUGUGGCAGAAGCUGGUCGCCGUGAACUUGACCGCGCCCUAUCUCUUCAGCAAGCUCGCCGUGCAACAGAUGCUGUCGCAGCAGCCGCCGGCGGGCGUCAUUAUCAACAUCGCGUCGGUGGCGGGCAUCAGGGGCAGUGCGGCAGGCGCUGGCUACGUGGCUACCAAACACGGGCUGGUCGGCCUGACCAAACAUACCGCCGCCUUCUACAACGACAAGGGGAUCCGCUGUGUGGCAUUCUUGGCGGGUCAGAUGAUGACCAACAUCGGGGAUGGGUUGGCAGCAGGCAUCAAUGAAGAGGGGUUCGAGGUGUUGAAACGAGGGAAUCCCGGCGCGACUAUUGUCGACGUGGCCGACGUCGCGGAGAUGGUGACUUUCUAUGCCUCGGAUUCGGCGCGCGUGUCUAAUGGAGCCUUGGUGUCGGUGGAUGGAGGGUGGAUGGCGUAUUGA
Capronia epimyces CBS 606.96 is the source of this 774-nucleotide messenger RNA. Its product is annotated as oxidoreductase. Gene Ontology annotation, molecular function: oxidoreductase activity. NCBI's taxonomy places the organism in Eukaryota, Fungi, Ascomycota, Eurotiomycetes, Chaetothyriales, Herpotrichiellaceae. Bases 1 to 774 code for a protein of 257 amino acids. The record is from RefSeq and is a predicted model, not a curated record. The transcript is spliced from 3 exons.